AUGGCGUCGCUAAUCCCGUUCAGUCAAGUACGACAGAAUACCGUCAACUUUUUUAUGAGAAAACCUGCUCGAGAGCUGUGGAAGACUGUUACAUCACUUUCGCCAGCUGGUAUUAAAAAAGGACGAGCCAAAACUCGACAAAGUGUUUUAAACCUUCAAAAGUUUUACCGUAUUGGUGCGGGUCCUAUAAAAGUAAAAUAUCCUGGUCUGAAUUCGCCUUUAACUAUGCCAAACGAUGAGCCAAUGACGGUGAUGGAGAAAACAACGGAAGAGGUUGAUGCUGUCGAAGAACGUCUGAAAAAUAUCAUAGCCACUCGACCUUCGAAAAAAAGAGUAAAAGAAAAAUUACAUCCGUUGGAACGUGGUUUUGUUGGCACUCGAGUUGAAGGUCAAAAAUUGGGUCCACCACCCCCUGUUGGUGAUAUUUGUUUUGAUGACUUUCAAAGCUAUUGCCUUCAGCUUCGUAGAACCACGAAUAUGACAUCGUACGGUCGACAACACACGAUGUCAGCUUUAAUUAUCACGGGUAAUGGGAAUGGUCUUGGUGGUUAUGCAAUCGGUAAAGCUGGUCUGAAACAUCAUAUUCGUGCUAUUGUGAAUGGUAUGAAAAUGGCAUCAAGAAAACUGGUAUACGUGGAGCUCUUAGAGAACCGUACAAUUUAUCAAGAUUUCUAUGCCGAAUGUCGUGGUACCCGUAUUUUUGCUCAGAGAAGACCAAAAGAUUUUGGUGUAGUCGCUCAUCCGAGACUUGUGAAAAUUUGUGAGGUACUUGGUAUUAAAGAUCUGGAAUGUAAGGUGAUAGGUUCUACUAGAAAUUAUAUCGCACUUACGCACGCUUUCUUUAUAGGCCUUUUAAAUCAAGAAACUCAUCUACAGCUCGCAGAACGCAAAAAGUUGCAUGUUGUUGAACUUUCUCCACAUAGGAGAUAUUUUCCUGUCAAAGUUGCGUCUCCUUUGCAAUUAGAAUUGAGAACAGAACGAGAUAUUGAACCUAAAGAAAAAUUAUUAUUAAAUGAUUUUUAUGGCGAAGGACGUUUGCCGCUAAUCAAAAAGCAGGUCCCGUUCUAUGCAAAUCUCUCUAAUCAUCUUGCUGCCGAGGCGCUCAAACAUCGCUUCAGAAAUAGGGAUAAAAGCAUGAUACGGUUGAUGGCUGAUGAUGUUGUGCCGCGCUGGACUCGUGAUGAACGCCGGAAGUGGGCUAAACAAAAAUACCAGGAUAUGAUAAAUGGAUUGGUUCCGUUGCCGAGAGGAAUUGGCUUGUCGGAAAUUCUGCCUAAGUCUGAGGAAAGAUAA
Molecule: messenger RNA, 1293 nt
Organism: Brugia pahangi
Lineage: Eukaryota; Metazoa; Nematoda; Chromadorea; Rhabditida; Onchocercidae
Source: the annotation of a GenBank genome assembly